AUGUCGCAGUACGCCACGCCCACUACUGCCGCUGCCGCUGCUGCUGCUGCUGUUGCUGCUGGGCCUCACCGUCCGGCCUCCGUCGCCGCCGACACACCUGCCAACGAUGCGGCCCAGUCGGCCCAGCACAAGCGAGUCUACCAGGCCUGCAUCCCCUGCCGCAGGAGGAAGGUCCGCUGCGACCUGGGCAGCGUCGACAACCCCCACGAUCCCCCGUGCGUGCGCUGCCGCCGCGAGAGCAAGGAGUGCUUCUUCAGUGCCACCCGCCGCAAGCGCAAGAACGACGACGACGACCAGGACCCCGAGGACGAGUACAUCAUCCGCAAUGGCCGCAAGCGCCAUUACCUCGACGACUCCCCUCCCCUCCAAGUCGACAAGCCCGUCGCCCUCCCCUCCGGAACCUACAGCAGCGUUCCGCUGACUCCGGGCGGCGGCCAAGGAGCCCGGAACCAGCGGCCUCCGAACGAUGCGAGAAAGAGUAGUCGGAGCACCAGCUACACCGACCUGGGCGAGGACUCCAACGCCCAGAUGGAAAAUCCAGAGGCCCAGAACCUCAUGAGAAAGGAGGUCUACGGACCCCACGACGCCCUCGACCUGCUGUACAAGGCUGCCACCGACAGUCCGCACGACCUGCACCCCCGUCACCAGACCACCGCUUCCGUCAUCCAGCCGCCUGCCGUCGCUCUUCCAGCACGCAAGACCCCCGGUGACCAGACCUCGGCAUACGACCCCCGGCCCUCGGCCCGCGCCACCUCCAAGGCUGCCGAUCCUAUCGACCCGCGCUUGCUGCCUUCGGCCGACGGUGAUGAAAAGGCCGCGAUAGAGAGACGACUGAAUGUCGAGAACGAGGACGGCUACCAGGGUGCCCUCCAGGCCUGGUCGAGGUUCAGGUUCGUCCGCGCCGGUUGGUUCACCAGGGAGGAGGCCGUCAAGUACAUUGUCUACUACUACGAGUACCUGUCACCCAUGACGCCCAUCUCACCACCGACGUUCCGCAGUCCCUCUUCGCACAUCACCCUGCUGAUCGAGGAGCCCAUACUUGCCGUCACCUUGCUCACCAUCGCCUCGAGAUACUACAGCAUCCGCACCACGGGCGGUCACUGCAGGUCACAUGCAAUCCACGAGGAGCUCUGGAGGUACCUGCGCAGGAUGAUCGAAAGGUGUCUUUGGGGCCAGGAGGCCUUCGGGGGAGGCUUCUGUGGGUCUGGCGCCGAUGAUGCCCAGACGUCCAGCACCGCGCCGUGGCGAGGCCUGCGCAAGGGCAGCCUGCGUACGCUAGGCACCAUUGAGUCGCUGAUGAUCCUCACCGAGUGGCACCCGCGCGCGCUUCAUUUCCCGCCCGACGAGGCCAUCGACGAGCUGAUGCUCCCGUCCCGUGACUUGCACGACCUCGAUGUCAUGGAGGAUGACGGCGCCAACCGCCCCGGCGGCAAUGUUGGCGGCCGGAGGAUCGAGAGCUGGCUCGAGCCUGCCUGGAGGAGUGACCGCAUGUGCUGGAUGCUGCUCAGCAACGCAAUGGGGCUCGCCUACGAACUUGGCGUCUUUGACGACAUUGAUGAGCUGCUCGCCGCCAAUGCCAUUACGCGACCGGAAUACGAGGACGAGGCAUACCGCCUGCGUGCCAUGCGUAUCAAACGCCUGUUGUUGAUCUACCUGACCCAGCUGGCAGGUCGUCUCGGCUGGACCAACAUGGUGCCCGAGAGCAUUCGAAAGACGGAUCCCGUCUUCUCCCGGAGACGCCCUGUCUCCAACGAGGGCAACACACCGGGGACCAGCCAAUCUGUCCUGUCCACGGGUUUCAACUAUGUGCCAGAUGUUGAGUUGGACGAUCAGAUAAUCCAGUGUUGGGUGGGUGUCAGCAAUGCCAUGCACCUCGGCAACGAGAGGCUGUUCCGGUCGCGGAAGCACACCACCGAGAUCAUCCAGAGCGGCAACUAUACGAGAUUGCUCAAGGACUUCCAGCCCAUCCUGAAGGAAUGGUGGAGGGAGUUCGAGCAGUUCCGUCUGCCCGAGUACAUCCGGCAUAUCCUGACCAUCGAGUACGAGUAUGUGCGUAUAUAUGUCAACUCCCUCGCAUUGCAGGCCGUCGUCGAGCGAUGCACAGAUGCCCACGCGUACGGGGGUGGUAUCACGGGUGGAAAUGCCGAGUUGUCGCCCCAGACACAGAAUUACCUAGGCAACCUCCCCCUCGGCCAUCUGGGUGGGUUCAUGGUAGAAGACCAGGAAUACGUCAAGGAAGUUGUGCAGGGCUGCCGGAACCUGCUGGGGACCGUAGUGAACGGUCUGCUGAAAGGUGGCUAUCUGAAGCACGCCCCCGUGCGGACGUACUUCCGGAUCAUCAGCGGUGCCAUGUUUUUGCUCAAGACCUUCGCCCUGGGAGCGCCCAAGUCUGACGUCGAAAUCAGCAUCAGCCUGCUGGAUCGCACCGUGCACGCUCUGCGGAACUGCGUCGUCGACGACAUCCACCUUGGCACGAGAUUCGGUGACCUGCUCGAAUCUCUCACGACCCGACUUCGGGAUCGUUUCAAGUACGCGCCCACCGCAACUGCCGGCGACGGCAAGAGCCCUCGUGCCAAUGGCGACGCGAGUAAGGUCGCGGUUUCGAAUGGACACGUUCAAGCAAACGGUGCGGAGAACGGCUACACGAGUCACGCGGCCAAGUUCAGAGACGGGCUGGCGGUACCUGAACGUUCUUCGACGCCUUCUGGCAACAUCUCAGCCACGCCCUUUGAUUUGUCAAACGGCAAUUUUCCCUACCCGGCCGGGCCGACGUCGCUUUUUGGUAUCACGACACCGGCGGCGAGUGGCGGCGUCAUGGACACGUCGGGUCUCACUGACACCAUGUUUGAGAAUAAUGACUGGACCUCUGACGAUCAAAUGUGGUACCUCCCUCCGGGACCCGGGCUGUUCCAGAACAUGGGCGAGAACUCGAAUGUAACGAUGACGGACCAGGGAGUUAAUGUUGGCGGUGUGGACUUGCUCGAGUUCAUGGCUAUGGACCCACCGUCAUUCAAUAAUAUUGACACCUCGGGAUAUUAG
This is a messenger RNA of Anthostomella pinea, 3039 nucleotides long. NCBI's taxonomy places the organism in Eukaryota, Fungi, Ascomycota, Sordariomycetes, Xylariales, Xylariaceae. The record is from the annotation of a GenBank genome assembly.